Cyclocybe aegerita is the source of this 1581-nucleotide messenger RNA. NCBI's taxonomy places the organism in Eukaryota, Fungi, Basidiomycota, Agaricomycetes, Agaricales, Hemipholiotaceae. The record is from the annotation of a GenBank genome assembly.
AUGAUCUUCUACGAGGCGAUUAACCCCGCUCACGCCCUCGGACGACACAUGCUGGAACUGCCUACACGGAUACUGGUAUAUCCUUAUGCAGAAGAGCCAAAAAAACUCGUCAACAAUGCCUUGAAUACGCCCACCGGAUUCUUCCAUUGGUAUACGAUCAACAUGGGAUCCCUCAACCCAUUCCCUGAAACCCAAGAUGCUUUCCUCCAGCAGUUCUUCACCCUCUUCAAGUCCUUCAUGGAAAAAGCAGCACAACUUCAACCCCCGACGAAGUCGCUAACACAUUCCACACUCAUUCCGAUCUCGACGACUUCAUCUCUCGAGUGCAUUCGUGAAUUGGAAACUACGGCGAUCACUACGGCGGCAUCUGCCGGCAAUGACAGGCAAGUUCGUCCCACCUCCGUAUUCUACGCCUUCCUCCAUUGUAUAUACCCUAUUCAACACGGAAAUGUACAAAGCAGACAUCAAGAUUCUCGCCUGAUAAAAGUGCCAUCGCGCGUUGUCGCUCAAGCCUCUCACAAAGACAGGCAACUGGCCCCCAUUGGAUUCGCGAGGUGUCCUGCUCGAACACAAGGGGCCCUACUCGACCUACAAAAUAUAAACGGAGGCGAAGAACUGAAAAAACAACGCAGGAUCGAUAGGACAACUUGUAUGAUGAAGAUCGAGAUCGAACACAUCGAUGGCGGAGUGCCCUCGACCAAGACACCCCUACCACACCCAGCGGCGGCGACGAUGGACAAGAAGCUCACGACGAGGGCCAACACACGUUCUAUCCCCGAGAUGCUGGACAUAAUCACACCCAACCCGUCGUGCUCGAUAGGGCAUUUCGACGACAGCGAGGCUAGCGAGAGCAUCGAUGGUACUGGAGGACGUUGGACCGAGAUCGGUGUGGAAGAUGGUGGGCCAACACGAAGAUGGGCGGAGAACGUCCGCAUAAAGGAUGCGUACAAUGUGUUGGACCAUGAGAGCGAUGGUUGCCUCCCACCCUCCCACUCACCCCAAACGCCUAAUCUCGAGUCUCUACGUACCAGGACUCUUACAGUACAACCCCGGCAUGCACAGCGCGACCAGAAUAAGACCUCGCCUCAAGGUCUCCUUUCUAUCUCCGCGGACAACGACGUUAACGUCGGACAACCAAGCCUGUAUCGCAACACUCUCCUCUACUCUCGACCUUAUCGAAACCGUCCUUCCGAGUUGUACAACUGGACCCAAGUCGACCUUUCCGCGCCUCACUCCGACUUCCUCUUCUGCUGCGCCACACUCUUCCUGAACCGACUAUGGCAGGAACGCCCGGGCCAACGCCGACUGCGGACACAGAAGGACCGCGAGUUGCUCGAGCAGCUUGCGCGGCACUUCGACGGGCUGCAGAAGGAUGUCCUAGGGCGGUAUGAGCAGCAUCACCCGCAAACGUUCGGGUGGACGUACAGGCAGAUGCUGAGCACACUCCAGCUUCCGUCGGAUUAUUUCGCGAAUGGGGGAAGAGACUUCGGGCGGUAUGGAGAGAGCUUUGGCUCGUGGCCGCUCGAAGACCCUGAGGGCGAUGGUUUCAUCGAGGACAUGGUGUUAUGGAGUACAUUCUGA